AUGCUAAAAUAUCUGAAGAAUGUGAGAAUUCACAGUGGAGAGAAACCCUAUGAAUGUAAACUGUGUUGUAAAACAUUCAGGCAAUCCUGUAGUCUUUGGCAACAUGAAAGAAUUCACAAUGGAGAGAAACCCUAUGAAUGUAAACAAUGUAGUAAAACAUUCAGUUAUUCCAUUCAUCUUCAGAGACAUGAAAGAAUUCACAGUGGAGAGAAACCCUAUGAAUGUAAACAAUGUAGUAAAACAUUCAGUUUUUCCAGUAGUCUUCAGAGACAUGAAAGAAUUCACAGUGGAGAGAAACCCUAUGAAUGUAAACAAUAUAGUAGAGCAUUCAGUUGUUCCAGUUAUCUUCGGACACAUGAAAGAAUUCACAGUGGAGAGAAACCCUAUGAAUGUAAACAGUGUAGUAAAACAUUCAGUCGUUCCAGUUAUCUUCAGACUCAUGAAAGAAUUCACAGUGGAGAGAAACCUUAUGAAUGUAAACAAUGUAGUAAAGCAUUCAGUGUUCCAAUUAUCUUCGGACACAUGAAAGAAUUCACAGUGGAGAGAAACCCUAUGAAUGUAAACAGUGUAGUAAAACAUUCAGUCGUUCCAGUUAUCUUCGGACUCAUGAAAGAAUUCACAGUGGAGAGAAACCUUAUGAAUGUAAACAAUGUAGUAAAGCAUUCAGUUGUUCCAGUUAUCUUCGGACACAUGAAAGAAUUCACAGUGGAGAGAAACCCUAUGAAUGUAAAUAUUGUAGUAAAACAUUUAGUUUUUCCAGUAGUCUUCAGAGACAUGAAAGAAUUCACAGUGGAGAGAAACCCUAUGACUGUAAAUAUUGUAGUAAAACAUUUAGUUUUUCUAGUGUUCUUCGGACCCAUGAAAUAA
This is a messenger RNA of Erinaceus europaeus (western European hedgehog), 867 nucleotides long. Its product is annotated as zinc finger protein 844-like. The record is from RefSeq and is a predicted model, not a curated record. NCBI's taxonomy places the organism in Eukaryota, Metazoa, Chordata, Mammalia, Eulipotyphla, Erinaceidae. Gene Ontology annotation, molecular function: DNA-binding transcription activator activity, RNA polymerase II-specific; RNA polymerase II cis-regulatory region sequence-specific DNA binding. Gene Ontology annotation, biological process: regulation of transcription by RNA polymerase II. Gene Ontology annotation, cellular component: nucleus.